This is a messenger RNA of Cuscuta epithymum, 1949 nucleotides long. NCBI's taxonomy places the organism in Eukaryota, Viridiplantae, Streptophyta, Magnoliopsida, Solanales, Convolvulaceae. The record is from the annotation of a GenBank genome assembly.
CGGACGGCGGGUCCUGUCCCUCCGGCUGGACAGGAUCAGGCCUCUAUAUAUUUAUAUGCAAAAGAAGACAACAUCACAUACACUAAUAGUCAUAUCAGCACAAAAAUAUAACUUGGCAUAUCUAUAACUACAAAUCCAUGAUUUUUCCAUCAGGCCAUUUUCAACUUGGCACAUUGAUCAAAUAUACACUCUUAUCUCUUUAAAUAUAAAAAUUGUACAAAACCCACCAUUAAUUAAUGUAUAGGGAUAAAGCACAAAUUGGAUACUAUGGUUUCAUCAUAAUCUCAUAUUGGACACUAAGGUUUCAAAUGGACCAAAUUAGACACUAUGGUUUCAUAUGUAUCUCAUGUUGAACACUAAAGUUUCAUAAGUGAGUCUUUGCACACUCACUUAUAUUGAAUUAUGAAAAUUUAGUGUCUAAUAUGAGAUUCUGAUAAAACCAUAAUGUCCAAUUUGAACCUUAUCCGAUCCGUUAAUGUAUACUAGUAGCAAUUAGGCCAGUCCUCUUGAAGAUAUGAUGAACCCCAAUUUCUGGUAUCAAAACUCUAGCUGAUCUUGUUUAUCAUCUACAAGCUGAUCACUUGAUCAGCUCCAAAACUGGUACAUAUCAUCUUCAAUUGUCUCGAGAAGUGGAGGCCGGAGCUGCCGUUGCGGUCGCCGGCGCCGGCGACGGAGAUGGAUCGAUUAAGACAACGUUAGCGCGACAUAUCGGGCAACUGGGUUGAGAUUUCAGCCACGUGUCAAUACAUAGGAGGUGGAAGACAUGGCUGCACUUAGGCAGCAACCUAAGAUUCUCGUCUUCCACAAACUCCGCCAAGCAAACAGAGCACUCUGUGUCCUGGACUUGGACACCUCCUCCGUCUCCGCCGCCGACGCCGCCGCAGGGUUUCUUGUACUUGAAAACCUUUAUGUUCUUCUUAACAAUUUCCGCCGCAUCUUCCGCCGGAACGGCCACCGGCGGGGUUUCCUCGCGAUUUGCUUCCAAAUCUCGCUGCCGCCGCCGUCUUCUUCUGGUGUAGUUGGUGCAGACGGUGUAGAAGGUGACGAAGAACAGAGCACUUGCCAGAAUGGUGAUGAUGACUAUGAUGAGGGGGGAGAAAUUGGGGCCGGAAUCGUCAUCGGACGGUGGCGGAGGAAGGAGGUUGAUGCACCAUUGAAGACAAUUUUUGGUGCAGAUCAUUUCUGAACAACCGCCAUGGCCGCCGCUGCUAUCGUACACAUAUGGUGGCAGAGGUUUGGGAAGCCCAACAGAACCCAUAUCCAAGCUUAUCCAAGCUUUCUUAUGUAUACUAUGUUUCCUAAAUCAAACUCCAAUUAUUGUAUCGGAGCUGCGGACAAAACGAAAACAAAAAGAAAGAGCGAAAGGAAAAAGAAAGAGACAAGAAGAAAUGGGACGAGAUCUGUAAAUCUUGGAGGGGGGGGGGGGGGUAUAGGUAGGGAACGAUGCAAAAAGAAGCAAAGCAGAGAUGUGAGCAAAGUAGAGGAAGUGGUUGAAGUGUCAUUUUUUGCCAAAAAGAAAAAUUGUUGCGUUGGCUGUUGAUUAUUAGAGAAAAAAGGAUGACACCCCAUCCCUGAGGGCUCCCCAACACCGACCGGACAGCACGAUGGGAGGAUGUAAAUUGGACUAUAAUCACAAUCUGACAGAUAGAGAGUGGGGCUCUGUCCCCGGUACUUGCAGAGGCCCUAUGCAUUUUUCAGCAUAGUAACCCCUCAUCGCAGUUACCGGGAUUCGAACCCGAGACCUAACCCUUGUGGCACUCCCUUGCUACCAGUUGAGCUACGCCCACCAGUGAAAAAUUUUUAUAUGUAAAAUUUAAUGUCACUUUCCUUUUAAUCAAUUGGCUGUUGAUUAUUAGAGAAUAGCAUAUCAAGAGGGUGAUGUAUAUUAAUGCAAGAUUCCAUAUUUUAAAAGGUCAAUUUAAUAACUUAGAGAAUAUAGAGCCUGUUUG